AUAUAUAUAUAUAUAUAUAUAUAUAUAUAUAUAUGAGUGCGAGUGUGUGCUAUAAGGAAAAAAAAAAAAACAAACUUGCUUUUUCAAAGAGAAGGAAGCAUACCGCCAGGAGAGGAAAAACAAAUUCAAGCAAGGAAAAUUUCUCAAUUUAAAAGUGUUAAAGCUUUGGUUAUUGCUUGGUAAGAUGUCCUCACACUUUUAAAUAAGAUUCUUGAAGAAUUUAUGCUUUAAAUUGAUUGAACUUUGUGAAAUGAGAAAUUAGGGUUCAUGAUAAAUUUUAGAGAAAAUUAUAAUUGAUUGUGAAAUUGUGUUAAGAUUAUUGAAGUGAGUAGAGAAAGUAAGAAAUUAUGGUAAUUAAAGCAAAAUUUUAGGUGUUCUUGGAGAAGGGAUUUUUGAAAAAAUAAUAAUAAGAAAAAUAAAAAUUUAAGAGUUUUGAUAAGAUGAUGAGAUUGUGUAAGAAAGAGAUGAUAUUAAUGUUAAAGAGUGAAUAGAUCAUGAAAUUUUUUUAUGUUUUUUUUAUUUAAAUUACAGUAAAAAUUAAAUAAAUAAAUUUAAAGAAUAUAUAUAUUGAUUUGAAUGAUGAAAUUAAUUGUGUUACAAUGUGAAAAUCGGAAGAAUAGGUAGGAAAUUUACAAAAUGAUUUUAUUUUGGCAAAUAAAAGGAUAAUUAAAAUGAUUUUAUUUAUUGAGUGUUUCAAUAUGAAAAGUAGAAUAAUGAUGUGAUAUACUUGUCAAUUUAAGAGAGGCUGCCAGGCCAACACUACAGCAGGAAAUUUCAGCUCGAGCUUAGUCAUCAGGGAGGGAAACAAAUAAAAGAUCAUUUGGGCAAGGCAGGAAAUUAUACUGAACAUGAGUGAAGCAAACCAAGGUAAUAAUCCUGAUGCUUCAGCAAUUGUCCCUCUGAAACGCAGGCGUGGUCGUCCACGCAAGUACCCUAAAAUGGAUUUUGAUCAUGAGGCGAAUGCACAUGUUCCAGGGAUUCAAAAUCUAAACCAUGGAGAGAAUGCUCAUGCUCCUCCUGGAUUUGGAGUGGUCAAUAGUAAUCAGCCACAUCAAGGAGGUCCAGUUAACAAUGCAAUUGAUGCCAUGAUAGGCCAGUCAGUGUAUGGUGUCAUAGAAGCAACAUUUGAUGCUGGAUAUUUGCUGAAUGUCAGGGUUGGUGAUACAGAAACCACUUUGAGGGGUGUUGUUUUUAAGCCUGGACAUGACAUCCCUGUUAAUCCAGAAAAUGAUAUUGCCCAGAUGUUCCAAUGAUCAGAAGGAAUGAGAUUCCCCUUACGAGAGAAAGCAAUAAACAGAGGCGUUCGAGCCUCACGAUCGUGAGGCAUAAACAGGAACAGAGGCCAUCCUCUGGCUUUAUAAAAGCCAGAGAAGGCUACGGGGGAGGAGAGAGAGAGAGACCGAGAUAGAGAGGAGAAAAAAAAAAGGAACGAACAGAAGAAUACCAGGAAAAAAAAGAAGAUAGAGGACGCACGAAGAGAGAAAACUAGAGGCAGAAUCUCCUUCAAAACUCCAGCAACCGGACGAACUGGGAAGACCGAAAAAAUACCAGUAGAGAGAGAAGCAAACAAAACAGGAACAGGGACAGAAAAGAAGAGGGAGAGGGACCAGAGAGCACGAACAGAGAAAACAGAGUCAAAGAAUUGUUGCUAACAAUCCAAUACCAAUUGUCUUGGAUAGUCUGGUGUGGAAAUGAUUUUAAAUCAUGGUUACAAUCAUGAUUGUGCACCAUUCCCGGGCCUUAUAUGAUCCCAUUCCCAAGCAUUACCUGGUCGUGUUGGUUGUUGCAGUUGUGAAUUAUUAGCAACUCUAAGCAAAUUUUCAAUUAUCCACAUAUAUUUUUAUACUUUAUAGUAAUUCACUUAAAGACACAAUAAUAGUGCUUAUUGUUUGAGGUUGAGUGAAGAAGCGGAU
This is a messenger RNA of Populus nigra (black poplar), 1913 nucleotides long. RefSeq names its product protein METABOLIC NETWORK MODULATOR 1-like. Lineage: Eukaryota; Viridiplantae; Streptophyta; Magnoliopsida; Malpighiales; Salicaceae. The record is from RefSeq and is a predicted model, not a curated record. The coding region runs from base 849 to 1253 and encodes 134 amino acids. The transcript has 2 exons.